This is a messenger RNA of Drosophila miranda, 2466 nucleotides long. RefSeq names its product sodium-dependent nutrient amino acid transporter 1. The transcript is spliced from 6 exons. Gene Ontology annotation, molecular function: L-amino acid transmembrane transporter activity. Bases 416 to 2356 code for a protein of 646 amino acids. NCBI's taxonomy places the organism in Eukaryota, Metazoa, Arthropoda, Insecta, Diptera, Drosophilidae. Gene Ontology annotation, biological process: sodium ion transmembrane transport. Gene Ontology annotation, cellular component: membrane. The record is from RefSeq and is a predicted model, not a curated record.
GUUCCUUGAUACUGUUCAGAUGACUCCGAUCGUUGCCGCGAUAAAGAAAUCAAUGUGGGGAAUAGUGACAUCUAGAAUUCCAAAGAGUAGAUAAGCCAGAGCCUGAGCCCAAGCCAUAGCUCCCAAAGAGGAAUAGCAAAGAAAUUUAGAUAAACGCGAGCCCAAAAGGGAAUGCGCGCGAAGAACGGUUCUUGAUCGGGUGCAGUGUUUGAGUUUUGUGAAUACGAGAGAGAGGAAUACAGUACUCCUUUCUCAAUACAUACAUACUCCCACAACUCAGUUGUUGGAAGUGUGAGCUCUUAGUGCCGUUGAACGUUGUUCUAAUACUAUUUGUGCACUUUGUGUCCAUGGUGCAAAUUGAUAAGCUCUGUAUAUCUAAUACAAGUCAAGAAAUACUUGAAAGUAACGCAUUACGAUGAGAGAUUUGAAGGCGAAGACCCCAUCAUCGAGCAGCAACCCUGUUCCCAAGCUGGAGUCCAGCACGAGCGGCGAGCGAGGGCCGCUGAAGCCAUCGAUGCUGCCCAAGGCAUUAGCAUUGGCAUCGUCUGAGGAGAUGGAGACCCUGCAGCCGGAUCUCGAACUGGACUUGGGGUCACGCGACAAUUGGGGCAGCUCCAUGGAGUUCCUUAUGUCCUGCAUCGCUUUAAGCGUGGGCCUGGGCAAUGUCUGGCGCUUUCCGUUCACGGCCCUCGAGAAUGGGGGCGGCGCCUUCCUGGUUCCCUAUCUGACGGUUCUGUUUGUGGUGGGCAAACCCAUUUACUACAUGGAAAUGCUGCUGGGGCAGUUCUCCAGUCGCGGCAUUGUGCAGGUCUUUGACUUUGCACCCCUCAUGAGGGGUGUGGGCUAUGCUCAGCUCUUGGCUUUGGGCGUUUUGGCCACAUACUAUGCCUCGGUAAUGGCUCUGACGUUGCGCUACUUCUUUGACUCCUUCUCGGCGGUGCUGCCAUGGAGCUACUGCCGUCCGGAAUGGGGCGAUGGGUGUGUGAGUGCCGCCAGCGAUGGACACCAGUCGCCCGUCGGACAGCUCUCGAGGAACUUUAGCUCCUCCUCGCAGCUCUACCUGCAGCGCAUUGUUCUGAACGAGACGCAAUCGCUGUCCGAGCAGGGCAUUGGCUAUCCCAGCGGCAGCCUGGCCCUGAUGCUGGCUCUCUCCUGGCUGACGGUCACGUUGAUAAUCAUACGGGGCGUGAAGAGCUCUGGCAAGGCAUCGUAUGUCCUGGCUCUGUUCCCCUACGCCGUAAUGUUCAUCCUGCUCGUGCGCUCGCUCACUCUGCCGGGGGCCUACGACGGAGUCAUGUACUUCCUGACGCCGCAGUGGGACAAGCUGCUGGAGCCGGAGGUGUGGUACAAUGCUGUCACUCAGGUGUUCUUUUCGCUGGCCGUCUGCUUCGGGGUGAUCAUCAUGUACUCCUCGUACAAUCGCUUCGGGCAUAAUGUCUACAGGGACGCGAAUAUCGUGACCACAUUGGACACCUUCACGUCCCUCCUCUCAGGCGUGAUUAUAUUCGGGAUCCUGGGCAACCUUGCCUACGAAUCGGGGACCAAGGACAUUGGCAGUGUGGUCAAGGCGGGACCUGGCCUCGCCUUCAUCUCGUAUCCGGAGGCAAUUGCUAAGUUCAAGAUGAUGCCGCAGAUCUUCUCGCUGCUCUUCUUCGGCAUGCUUUUCAUGCUGGGCGUGGGCAGCAAUGUGGGCAUGGUCAGCUGCAUUAUGACCGUUCUGAAGGAUCGGUUUGUGAACGCCAGGCUUUGGCUGAUUGUCGUCGGCCUCUCGCUGGUUGGCUUCAUCGUGGGUCUCAUUUACAUCACUCCCGGGGGUCAGCAUAUCAUAACCUUAUUGGACUUUCAUGGCGUGACCUUUGUGUCCUUGGUGUCGGCUAUCUUUGAGCUUGUGACCGUGGGUUGGAUCUACGGAACCAAACGCCUCUGCCAGGAUGCCGAGUACAUGUUGAACAUCAAGACCUCGAAAUACUAUCGCAUCUGCUGGUCCAUUGUCACGCCUUUGGUAAUGACUGUCAUCCUGUUCUACACGCUGUUCACAAUGCGUCCCUUGAGUUAUAAUGGACAGGAGUUUCCCCUGCCGUAUCGUGUCUUUGGCUGGAGCAUUUCGGCCUUCAUCAUUGGCCAACUGUUCUAUUGGGCCUGGCAUGCAAAUUACAAGCAGCCAAAGGGCUCCCUCAAGUGGCGCAUCAGCAACUCGGCCAAGCCCCACUCCGAUUGGGGACCACUGGACUCCAAGCAGCUCAUCGACUACCAGAAUUUUCGACGCAACCAGAAGGAUGUCGCUGCCGCUGCUCAUGCAGGCCUGAAGCAACAUCGCUGGCUCUGCUACAGCGUGGGAGAUCGUAUUUUCGGCUAAAGAGAUAGGAAGAAUCGUCUAUGUCACUCUAUAUAGAAAUUCUUCUAACAAUCAUUUGUAAUCUUCAUUCAUUCAUGAGAAUCGUACUUAAUAAAGGACUGUAAGAGAGA